This is a messenger RNA of Grus americana (Whooping crane), 962 nucleotides long. RefSeq names its product thiamine triphosphatase (gene THTPA). Lineage: Eukaryota; Metazoa; Chordata; Aves; Gruiformes; Gruidae. The record is from RefSeq and is a predicted model, not a curated record. Gene Ontology annotation, biological process: thiamine diphosphate metabolic process; dephosphorylation. The coding region runs from base 105 to 950 and encodes 281 amino acids. Gene Ontology annotation, molecular function: thiamine triphosphate phosphatase activity; magnesium ion binding. The transcript has 3 exons.
AUCCCAUCCUGCCCCGCGGCCCCGCCCCUUCCCACAAUCCUUUGUGGCGCCCCCCCCCCCCCCCCACGCUUGCCCUUUCUCCCAACCGGGCCCUGCUCGUCGCCAUGGAAACCGGCCCCCCCGGAGGGGAGGGAGCCCCCAUCGAGGUGGAGCUGAAGUUCCGUGUGGGUCCCGACACGGCGACCGCUCUGUGGGCCCUGGGCGCCGUGGGGCUGCCCCACACCCCCCCUUUCCGCGACUGCUACUUCGACGUCCCCGGAGCCGCCCUGGGGCGAGCCGACGUCUGGCUGCGGCACCGCCAGGGGCAAGGCUGGCAGCUCAAACUGCCCCACGGAGACCCACGGCUGCCCCACGGAGACCCAGAGCCAGCUCACGGUGACCCCCAGCCCCAUAGAAAUGCCGAAAUCACCCGAACCCCCCCCGAACCGGCCGAGCCCCGCUCCCACCCGCCCCCCACCUCGCCCCCCAGCCGCCCCCCGAGCGCCGUCACAAUCUACCGGGAAGUGUGGGGCGACGCGGGGGUCUUACGGGAACUAACCCGGCUCCUGGGGGUCCCGUCGGCGCCGUGGGGCAGCGUGAGGGCGGCCCUGGCCCCGCUGGGCCUGCGCCCCACGGCGUCCUUCGUCACCCGCCGGCGCAGCGUCCGCGUGGGGCGGGUGAAGGUGGAGCUGGACGAGGCGGAUUUCGGGUACGGGCUGGGGGAAGCGGAAGAGGAAGUGACGGCAGAGGGCGGGGCCCGGGAAGUGGAAGAAGCCAGGAAACGCGUGGAAGGGGUCUGCAGGGCGCUGGGGGCGGAGCCGCGGCAACGAAUUCCCGGGAAACUCAGCGUUUUCCUGGCCCGGCAUCAGCCGCGUUAUUACAAGCUGCUGCGGGAAGCCGGGAGGUUGGAGGAAGUGGAGAAAGAGGAAGAAGAGGAAAAGGAGGAGGAAGUGCCAGGCCCCACCCAAUAAACCAUGCCCUAA